AAUUUUAAAUCAAAAAUAAAAUUCAGUAAGAUAAUAACAAUAAAAAAAAUGGGAUCAUUGAGAACAGAGACUAGUGAUAGCUAUACUCCUAAUGAAGAUAUAUUUAAAAUCAAUUAUGAAGAAAAGGGUUAUAUGGUUUUGCUAGAAAUUAAUAAUCAAAAAUUAUAAAUAACAAUAAUGCUAGAAGAACUUUGCUAAUUUAAGUGGAUGAAAUAAUUUACGCUUGAAGAGCUUUAAAAUAUAAACAAGAUAUUUAAUAUGUUUGAUGAUGUAGAAUAAUCAUUCUAACCAUUCUAAAAGUGGUUUAAAUCUUAUAUUUAAAAUUUAAAAAUCAAAGGUAAUAGUAUGUAUGUGACAUUCAAUUUUGAGUUAGAUCAGACUUUCUAAGUUUAAUUUAUAAUCUAACUUAAUUAAUGUGACUUAAAUUGGAAUGAAAUUAUUUCUCAGUUAAGCUAAAAAAUUGUCAACCUUGAGAAAAAAUCUGAACAUCAAAAAGAUUUAUUGGAAAAAUUUUAAUAAUAAUCUAAUAAGGAAAUAGAAUAAUUUAAGGAAAGUCACUUAUUUCAAGUUUAAUAGGUGCAUUAAAAUUUGUAAAAAUAAUUACAAGAAUACCAAUAAGAUUCAAGUACCUAGAUUAAUUUAUUGAAAAAUGAAAUUACUUUGCUCAAACCAAAAUAGAAAUUUAGCAAAAUUCUAUAUGUAGAUGAAAUUGAAAUGAUAAAAAACUGGAUUAACAAAGAUAAUACCUAAAUGAACUUAGAGCUUAUAUAUAGAGCAAGCGAGCAUGGAUUUACAAUCUAAAAAUUAUAUGAAAGAUGUGUUAAUAGAACUCCUUUAAUUUUAGUUGUUAAAACAACUUUGAAAAAAAGAUUUGGUUUUUAUACUGAUCAAGCAAUUAAAGACUAUGGAGGCUAAUAUCUUACUCAAAAUCCUAAUAAUCUUUUUAUUUUUUCUCUAGAUUUGAAAUAAAAAUACACAUCAAAUGACUCUAAUAACUCUAAUGCAUUUUAUUCAAAUAGCGGCCAUUUGGCUCUGGGUGGUGGUCAUGAUUUUGCUUUAUAUUCAAACUCUAUUGAUAAUGCAAGUUCAUAUAACGCUUUUAGCGGUUAUGGUAAAAACUAAGGAGUAUCAGGACGUGGUAUUUUAACAGGAGGAGCUUAGAAUUUUACAACAAUAGAAAUUGAAAUAUUCUAAAUAAAAAGAAUAUGA
This is a messenger RNA of Tetrahymena thermophila SB210, 1209 nucleotides long. RefSeq names its product TLDc domain protein. The record is from RefSeq and is a predicted model, not a curated record. Lineage: Eukaryota; Ciliophora; Oligohymenophorea; Hymenostomatida; Tetrahymenidae. The transcript has a single exon.